AUGGUCGAGUUCACCGAAGAAAGCUACACCGUAGUUCCAGGAUACAAUUUAGAUAUUUAUUGGAGAAACUCGAUUGGCGACGUCAUUUUGAAUCUCCUAUACGAACAUUUUAAUGCAACUGGAGAUUAUUACGAAAUUCUUAGACAACUCGCACAAAUAAAGGAAUCUGAGAGUGAAUACCGGUAUACCUGGCCUGUCCCUUUGGAUCGUGCAACGGAUGGGGCAGCCCUUGCAUUGGAAAUUGAGGAUACCAAUGGACAUAAUAUCAGCGACAUCUUUAUUGCCGAGAAAAGCCAUAACACCUCCUUUUCAACUCCAACCACACCCUCGUCGACCCUCGAAAGCCCAACCUCACUCCCAUCAUCAAACUCCCACGUGCCCACUAUAUCCAUUUCAAUAGGCACAUCUUUGGGAACUAUCGUCCUCCUCGCCUUGCUCUUCCUCUUAUACAAGAAAUAUAAGACCAAACCGCCUACUUUACCCCACACGACCCAACCUGAAAUUGUUGGAACCCCCAGUCUUCCCGAAAACACGUCACAGCCGGGUAUUUGGAACUCCUUAUUUGCGAAGAAGCAAGCUGGUGAUAUACCAGAGGUAAUGAGCUCGCAGGAGACCGAGAAAGGUAAAGAUUUGAUUACAACCGAGGAAUGUGUUGGCGUGGAGUUAGGUGGACAACCUAUUGGUGUGAUUGCGGAGAUGGAAAGUGAUUGUGUUGGGGCGGAAAAGAGAGUGGUCAAGGGGUAG
Messenger RNA from Glarea lozoyensis ATCC 20868, 744 nucleotides. RefSeq lists its product as uncharacterized. The transcript has 3 exons. Bases 1 to 744 code for a protein of 247 amino acids. The record is from RefSeq and is a predicted model, not a curated record. Lineage: Eukaryota; Fungi; Ascomycota; Leotiomycetes; Helotiales; Helotiaceae.